This is a messenger RNA of Cajanus cajan (pigeon pea), 599 nucleotides long. Lineage: Eukaryota; Viridiplantae; Streptophyta; Magnoliopsida; Fabales; Fabaceae. The record is from RefSeq and is a predicted model, not a curated record.
AAGUAGAGUGCCAAGGUAAUCUCAUUGAGAAAAAUUGGAUUGAAUCAGAUGUAGGGGGAAGCCCCAGAAGAAGACACUCUAUCAGUGGAUCAAACUACUCAGAGGAAGAAGUUGUUUUGAGUAAGAGAAGACAGUCUGAUUGUUUUGUAUGUUCAAAAGAAAUGGAAAAGGAAUCAGUGCCAUUAUCUGUUCAACAAUCUGGUUUAGAGAUUGCACAAAGACCACAAUAUUUUGGCAAUUGCCAAGAGGCUAACAAGCUUUUGGUUUCUUCAGAUGUUGAGAAGAGGGCCCUACGUGUUCCUAAUCCCCCUCCAAGGCCUUCAUGUUCUAUUUCUAGCAAAACAAAACAAGAAAGUUCAGCUCAAGUUCCACCUCCUCCACCUCCACCUCCUCCACCACCUCCGAUGAAUUUUGCAUCGAGAAGUAACACGGCCACUGUGAAACGAGCCCCACAAGUGGUGGAAUUGUACCAUUCACUUAUGAAGAGAGACUCUAGAAAAGAUUCUUCUAAUGGAGGACUAUCUGAUGCACCUGAUGUUGCUGAUGUUCGUAGUAGCAUGAUAGGAGAAAUUGAAAAUCGUUCAUCACACUUGCUUGCU